GGGGCGCUGAUUAGGGAUGGUGCAGCAGCCGUGGAAGUGGCGGCUGCCCGGGCUCUGAGCUGGGGCACCGGCCGGCAUGGGGCGGUGGCGGGGUCUGCUUCGGGCGCUGGACGGUUUCUUCCUCUUGCUGCUGCUGCUGCUGCUGCCGCCGCCGCCUCCGUCUUUUGCGGCCGGCGCUGCUGGAGAUCGCCCGUUGCAAGUGCUGCACGGCUGCCUAUUUGACAGGAGGCUAUGCUCUCAGCAGGAAGUCUGUGUGAAAGAUGGUUUAUUUGGCCAGUGCCAGGAAAGUUCCUUGCAAGACCAGCCCUACUUUCAGGUCACCGCACCAGUGCUCCAGCGUUUGCAAGAUAUUCUCCGGCAUCUUAUGGCACAAGGUUUAUCAUGGCAGGAUGACCUUACACAGUACGUGAUUUCCCAGGAGAUGGAACACAUCCCUAGGCUUUACCUUCCAUCUUCAUGGAAUUCUGCAGCUGCGGAUAGGUUCCCACCUCUUCACCUAGUUCCCAGGAGAUCCUCUUUGUCAUCUCAGCCCUCCUCCCCUCAGGGAGCUCACCAGCCUCCUCUCCCCCCAGCACUCCUGCAGCGGUAUUUGGAGUUGCUAUUGGCCUCUCAGCCUGAGCUAGGUCACAAGAAUGCUUUCCUGUCUUCUUACCCUCAUCACCAGUUCAGCUAUCCAGACGGCACCUUCCAGGACAGUUCCAGUGCUCACAACCCAAGGUCUCCCAUUUUCUUAGACCAAGCUGCUGCUUCCAAGGUCCUGAUGGGUGCCAGCACUGCUCCCUUCUAUAGGGAACAGCAGGGGCUGGAGGGAGCUCAACUUUUCCAAGAUCUGGGGGCACUUUACUUAACCCAGGAGCAGACAGGUAAAUCCAGAAAUAGGGCCCAGAGCAAGCAGGAUUCCAAGAUAGAGUAUCCUCUUCAAGACAGUGGUGACAACCCUGAAAACAGAGCAGAGCCUCAAACACACUUGACUGAGCCAGAUAGGCUUGUACAGAGACUUACAGCAGUACUUGCCAGCUAUGGGAUUAGACCACAGGACAUGAUCCAGUUCCUUCAGAGUACCAAUAAGCGUGCUGGUAGGCUUGAACAAGAGGCUCUGGAGUCGAAGCGGGUGACAGAAGCAGAAAUGCAGCAUGGGGAGGAACUGGAGCUGCUCCCCUCUCAAGAAGACUCUGUCAGUGUUAUUCCCACAGAGGGGCAAAUUCAGGCCCAUGGAGAGACACUUGGCUCAACUGAGGCCCAUGUGGCAAUGACAACAUCUCCCCCAGAAUCACACAAGCCCUUCCGCCCUGGGGAAGGUGAUACCAGCAGUCCUGAGGAGCAGGUGGUGAUGGUGAAGAAGAGCCGCAUGGCAGUGGGUGUACUCAGCAGGGAUGAGGAGCAGCCAGAGACACCGUUGGCUGCAGAGGAAUAUGGCUACGUUGUCACUGACCAGAAGCCAUUAAGUCUUGCUGCUGGCAUUCGUCUCCUUGAAAUCCUGGCUGAAAGUGUGCACUUAUCUACUGCCAGCUUCAUCAACAUUAGUGUGUUGGGCCCAGCUCUCACGUUCCGCAUCCGUCAAAACCACCAAAACUUGUCUCUGAAUGAUGUCGUCAAUAGGGCUGCCCUGGUGAAGUCAGAGCUGGAAUCAGAGGUGCGAGUAAAGAUCCUACAGAUGGGUGUAGGACAGCGCAAUGAGGCUGCAACCUACCCCCAUCCUGCCCAUUUUGGCAACACCUUCCGCUCUGUGCUGCUCACUUUUGUGUUACUGGCCUGUGUGGCCGGCAUCGUCAUUGCUGCUGCUGUGGUCUUUUGUCUGCGCCAACACGCCAAGCAGCGGGAGAAAGAGCGGCUGGCAGGACUGGGGCCAGAGGGAGCUGCCGACAGCACCUAUGAAUACCAGGAGCUCUGCAGACAGCACAUGGCUGCCAAGUCCCUGUUUGGCCGUGCAGAAGCCCCUCCACCCCCUGCUCCUGCCGAAAACUCCCGCGUCAGCAGUGUCUCCUCGCAGUUCAGCGAUGCACCCCAGGCCAGUCCCAGCUCCCACAGCAGCACGCCAUCUUGGUGUGAAGAGCCUGUGCAAUCAAACAUGGACAUCUCCACUGGGCACAUGAUUCUGGCAUAUAUGGAGGACCAUCUACGUAAUCGUGAUAGGUUGGCCAAAGAGUGGCAAGCACUGUGUGCAUACCAAGCAGAACCAAACACUUGUGAUGCUGCCCAGCACGAAGGCAAUGUCAAGAAGAACCGCAACCAAGGUUAUGUGCCCUAUGACCAUGCACGCAUCAAGUUGAAAAUGGAAACCAACCCGUCGCGGAGUGACUUCAUUAAUGCCAGUCCCAUUAUUGACCAUGAUCCACGGAUGCCAGCUUACAUUGCAACGCAAGGUCCAUUGUCCCACACCAUUGCUGAUUUUUGGCAGAUGGUAUGGGAGAAUGGCUGCACAGUCAUUGUCAUGCUGACUCCCUUAGUGGAGGAUGGCGUCAAGCAGUGUGACCGCUACUGGCCUGAUGAGGGAUCCUCGCUGUACCACAUCUAUGAGGUGAACCUGGUCUCAGAGCACAUCUGGUGCGAGGAUUUCCUGGUGCGCAGCUUCUACUUGAAGAAUGUGCAGUCACAGGAGACACGGACUCUGACACAAUUUCACUUCCUGAGCUGGCCAGCAGAGGGAAUCCCCACCACCACUCGGCCUCUUCUCGACUUCCGCAGGAAGGUGAACAAAUGCUACCGGGGCCGCUCAUGCCCAAUCGUCGUACACUGCAGUGAUGGUGCAGGAAGGACUGGAACAUACAUUCUUAUUGACAUGGUUCUAAACCGAAUGGCGAAAGGUGUGAAGGAGAUAGAUAUUGCAGCCACCUUGGAGCACGUGAGGGACCAGAGGCCAGGCAUGGUGCAGACUAAGGACCAGUUUGAGUUUGCACUGACAGCCGUGGCAGAGGAAGUGAAUGCCAUCUUGAAGGCGCUGCCACAAUGAAGCCCCUAUUCAGCGUACCCCAACUUGGUGACUCCCCAACCUGACCCUUUGCCUCUGCUGUUGCCGUGUUCUUGCCUAGGGUGUUCUCCCUUCACCUUGUCUCAUCUCCAUGUUGUUCACCAUGGCUGCAUUUAACUGCCCUGUGGAAAUGUUGGCCCCUUGCCUACCUGCCCAACUGGGUCUUAUCCAUCCAACAUCCUAACCCUCCUCAUGCUGCUAGGCCUACUCCACCCUGGUCUCUCUGGAAGCAGCCCUUGGUGGAUACAAGAGUGGGUCCCUUUCUGGACAGCCAAAUCACCUCGAGUGCAAACAUGAGAGGAUGUGCGAUGGAGCAAUACAGGGGCUAUAGUCCAAAGAAGAGUUAGCCCCCUUGUGAGAUGCAUUAAAGACCAGUUUUCUGAAGUGCCUACUUUAUGUUUAUGGCCAUUGGUCAAAGCAAGCAAAUUUGCAAUGGGAGGGCUGUGGGCCCCUGUGUAUUUUUUCCUCAGUAUCCUGCUUAGCCCUAGCACCCAAAUGAAUGAGUAGAAAUGGUAAUUCCACAGCAGAAGCUAUGUUACGUCAACUGCCAGUUUCCAUCCUUCUUCCCUCUCUAAAUUUCACUGCCUGAUCCUGUACCAACAGCAGGGGGAGAGUUUAUACUGCUUCUGCGCUCAUUGUUGUCCCAUGUCUGUCCCCCUUCUCUCUUUCCUGCAGGCCUGGAGCCAAGCCUAGUCACAACCAUUUGCUCCCUUCCCCAAAGGGAGGAAGGGUACGUCACAGGGAGAUGGCCUUACAGCUGCUAAUUGCUGUGUUGUCUCCCUACUUUCUCCUGGGUGUUACUUAUCACAAAGAGACAUUUCUAGAGAAUCUAAUUUUGUAUUUGAUGUGAAUAAAGGUUUUGUGUCGCAUUUGUGCAGCUGCA
Molecule: messenger RNA, 3851 nt
Organism: Candoia aspera
Lineage: Eukaryota; Metazoa; Chordata; Lepidosauria; Squamata; Candoiidae
Gene: PTPRN
Product: protein tyrosine phosphatase receptor type N
Exons: 23
Coding region: 77-2950 (957 amino acids)
Biological process (GO): insulin secretion involved in cellular response to glucose stimulus; regulation of secretion; protein dephosphorylation
Cellular component (GO): synapse; secretory granule
Molecular function (GO): protein tyrosine phosphatase activity
Source: RefSeq, a predicted model, not a curated record